AUGAAUCAAUUCGUUAUGCGUCACUCAGUUCGUGGAAUGCCCACCGCAACAGGCGAACCUAGGGACCAAGUUAAUCGACCUAAACAGAUCCGGCCUGCUCCUCAUAUUCCGCAUCCACCACCUGUCUCUCGGACGCGCCCUCCAGAGGCUCCAGCAUGGGUUCAACUGUGCCGUCCGCCGAAUGGUCUUGAUGUCGUGCACAACGGCGGAGUUUGGGCGCCGGUUGAUAUCAGGCGAAAGCCGGCGUGUCUGGUCUCGGUGUUGAUGCCAGAGCCAUCUCGGCUCGAGCACGGGGGCUGGGGGAGCGGGUGCGGGAAAGGGUGGAACGCCAUAGUCGUGUGGCUUCCGGUCGAGGGAGAUACUGUUGUUACGGCAGUGGUGGUGGUGUCGGCUUCUCCUGUUGCUGGGGUCCUUCUGUGGCUGUUGUUGAUGCUGCGCGUCCCGGCGAAGGUCUGUCACAAGUGUGAGCGAGACAAGAGUUCGACGGGCCCCAUCCAGGAAGUAUGUGGGGGCUCCGAAGAGCUGAUGAAGCAACGUCGAGAGGAUUUAGCAGAGCAGCUUAGUGAGGAUGAGGCCAGGUAUAUAUUUGAGAUGAGCUGGGUCCGCGGCCUGGUCGAGGAAGUUGUUCAACUUGGUGUGCAUGACCACGAGUAUCGAUAUGUAGACGGCCGGGUCGACGAGUUAGCAGAUGAGAUCCGAGUUGAGACCUAG
Molecule: messenger RNA, 711 nt
Organism: Truncatella angustata
Lineage: Eukaryota; Fungi; Ascomycota; Sordariomycetes; Amphisphaeriales; Sporocadaceae
Exons: 1
Coding region: 1-711 (236 amino acids)
Source: RefSeq, a predicted model, not a curated record